Pogonomyrmex barbatus (red harvester ant) is the source of this 1092-nucleotide messenger RNA. It is a transcript of the gene Elp6, whose product is annotated as Elongator complex protein 6. The record is from RefSeq and is a predicted model, not a curated record. Gene Ontology annotation, cellular component: elongator holoenzyme complex. Lineage: Eukaryota; Metazoa; Arthropoda; Insecta; Hymenoptera; Formicidae. Gene Ontology annotation, biological process: tRNA wobble uridine modification.
AAUGUCGAUAGAAGCUUGAGGGGGAGCACUCAGUGCGCACUGGUGCGCACUCGUGCACCCGGUUGAAUUCGCUAUAAUUUAAUUUUUUUAAUAAAUCAUCUAAUAUUAUGUAAUAAUAAAUUAAAUAUUAUUGAAUUCAAUAUAGAUUGUAAUUAAAAUACUUUUGAUUGUAAUUAAAAAACUUGUAUUAAUAUUCUUUACAUACCUUUAUACGAUUGUAUAGAUUUAAAAAUUUAUUAUGGCUAGCUCAAUAACUACGUUAUGUAACAUUCUUGGAAUUGACAGAGUAAACAUGGAUGGUAAAAUGAUUUUAAUCAAAGAAGAACAUGGUACCAAUGCAAACUUUUUGGUGAACGCCGUUGUAUCACAUGCGUUAAAAAAGAUGGACACUGCGAUUUGCCUUGUUCUUUGUCAUAACACUUUUGGUCAUUAUCACAACAUUGGGAUGAGAUUUGGCUAUAAUCUUCUCGAUCUAAAAGAAAAAAAUCGGGUUACUGUGAUCGAGCCAAUGAAAAUUAUAACCAAUGAUAUCAUUGAUAUGUGUAAGAAUAUUACAAAUAAAAUGGAAACAAUAAUUCCUGAUGUUACUUCUGCAGAGCAUAUAGAUGUUGCAUAUAAACUCUUUACAUAUGUCAAAGAAAAAUAUGAUGAAGCUGCAAAGUUUACUAAAUCUGUUGUUCUUAUCAUCGAUGAUAUAAAUCAUUUUUUUGAUCUUGGUCUUGAUGUAUGUGAUAUUAUGUAUUUUAUGAAAUAUUUAAGAUCAUUCCUGGCGUUGCAUCCCUCAUCACAACUUUGUAUUCUUAUUCAUGUAUUUCGAGAGGAUUUACAGACAUCAAAUGCAGACAUCAUUACUAAUGCCUUAAAACAUUCUGCACAUUUGUGUGUUACGACACAACCAUUUAAGACAGGAUAUUCUACAGAUUCAUCUGGUAAAUUAAUUGUUUAUUGGAAAACAGAUUCUAUUAGAUCUAAAUUUCAUUGGAUAGAGAAAAUGACAUAUCUAUUUAAGUUGUCGGAUUGGCAAGUAAAGAUUGGUACAUCUGGUGAAGAAUAUGUUUUGUAAUAGGUAAUAAUUAUUAAUAAUUAUUCAAU